AUGUCUGCCUUUCCCGACCCGCCAUCUACUCCGGCUCGUGGCUCCGUUAACCUUACUUCGGCUACUCCAACCGGAGUGAUCAAGGACAAGAAAACUGAGGACUCAUACGAUUUCAACAUGUCCUCUGAUGACGAGCUGGUUCGGGGCCCGUCGAAGAAGGUCAAGUUGACCCCCCGUUUUUCUGCAGGAGAUGCAGAGGGAAACGACAUUCCCUUUCUAGUCGAAAGGGCCGCUUCUCCUGAAGACGAAGCCCCUGCUACUUCCCCUAUCGAUGCCGACGCUGGGUGCCUUGUUGCAACUCCUCCUCCUACCAGCCCACCUCUCGGCCCUCACGUAUGGGCUUCCAUCUCCAUUAGUAAUGACUGUCUGCCAGCAGCCACCGGGCCGGACACUUUCUCUGCUGGCGAUGAACCCCUAACUUCCCGAGCGAGCACUCCGAGCGAGCCCUGGUGCGCUAGCGACUAUCCCGUCUUCGAUCCUGACGACCCGGAUUUCGACUUUGGGACCUAUGACGGCGAGAAGUUCACCGACCCUUGCGCUUACAAGGAGCACAUAAUGGGACUAUCAAUUUGGGGACACAGCAAUCGCAUGUUCACACGACACCUCCAAGACUGCCUGCAGGGCUCGGCGGCCACCUGGUACCGAGAAGAACUAACCGAGGAAGACCGCGAAGACCUUCGUGAUGGACCUCUUGAAGACUGGCUCGAUGCUCUGCGUUACCGGUUCUCUCGGUCCCCAGAGUGGUACCUGGAGAAAAUCAACGAGAAUCCUUUGGACUUGACCGUCGUUCGACAGGGCUGGGAUGUGGAGGAUUGGAUGGCGGAGCAGUUCAAUCGCGCCAACCCAGUGAGCGACGAGCACUGGGAGGCGCUGCACAUGAUCUGGGAGUCGAUUGACCCGGCUCUGAGACAGGAUGUGCCUGAGCCGGAUAAGCAUAGUGAGUAUUGGGACUUUCUGGAGGAUCUUGAGGAUGCCUGCGAGGAGUGGCGUCGCAUGCUUGGUCUCAAGCCAAAGAAGUGA
Molecule: messenger RNA, 1020 nt
Organism: Penicillium brasilianum
Lineage: Eukaryota; Fungi; Ascomycota; Eurotiomycetes; Eurotiales; Aspergillaceae
Source: the annotation of a GenBank genome assembly